ACAUUGAUUGAAAAAUGUGCAUUCAUUUGCAUUUUCGCGCUCUCGUCAACUUGAACAAACGUGAAUUUCACGCGUUAUGAUUUCUUAUAUGAAUUUACUGCGUAUAUUGAAGCUUUCUUCGCUUUUAAUAAUUUUCGCCUUUGUUUCAAAAUAUACAAUUGAGCCCCUUGCCACAAUUCGCAAGCGUUUGAAUCGUACCGCGGCGCGAGGUUAGGUUAGUUUCGGCUUAGGUUAGGUUAGAUCGGACAAUUCAGCAGCUGAUCGAGCAGCGCACGUCGCCAUCGAUGGCCGGCGGCGAGGCCGCGUCGUGUUGACGUGGUCGUUGUUGUCAUUCCGAGACGCAGUUCUCGGACGGUUGUCGAAGGUGCAGGAGCGGGAUACUUCAGCCUCCGGGUGUGCAGCGGCAGCUUUCAUCAUCCUGGCGGAAUGGACGUCGGGGAGAUAAUUGAUUUCGCGGAUCUUGACGUGGAAAUUCAAGAGCUGAUAAGAGAGAGCGUGUCGGUACGCGAGAAUUCGUAUGCGCCGUACAGCAAAUUCAAGGUCGGCGUCGCGGUGCGAUGUGCCGACGGUAGCAUUUCGCGAGGUUGCAACGUGGAGAACGCGGCCUUCCCAGCGGGCGUCUGCGCCGAGGUCACGGCGAUCGCAGGGGCCGUGUCGGAAGGGAAGCGAAAGUUCACGGCGUUAGCCGUGGCCGCCGACCAGGAGAAUACCCCGUUCACGACGCCAUGCGGGAUGUGCAGGCAGUUCAUCUCCGAAUUCAGUGACGAUAUGUUUAUCUACCUGUCGAAAACCGAAAUGAAGAAAGUCCUACGGAUUAAAGCGAAUAAAUUGUUUCCGCUUUCACCAUUUCGUACAGAGGCCUCAUAAUCCGUCCUCGUCAUGCUGGAGACAACAUUCAAAUAAUAGGAGGCUAUAGCAAAAUGUAUUGAACUUUCUUAAGCCUAUGUACUUAAUUAAAAUAUUCAUUCAGAAUUGGAUACAUUGUAAAUUUUGUUUUUUAAAAUUUUAUUUCACGAACUGGCAAUGCAGAAUAUUUACAAUGAUGUGAUACAUAUUGAUAUCGAUUAGUUAAUGUUUAAAGGAUGUCUAAUAUCGAAACGAAAGUAUUCUCUUGCUUUAAUCAUCUUUUUUCAAAAA
Molecule: messenger RNA, 1137 nt
Organism: Pogonomyrmex barbatus (red harvester ant)
Lineage: Eukaryota; Metazoa; Arthropoda; Insecta; Hymenoptera; Formicidae
Product: cytidine deaminase
Cellular component (GO): cytosol
Molecular function (GO): cytidine deaminase activity; zinc ion binding
Source: RefSeq, a predicted model, not a curated record